GUAAUUGAACACCGGUUAACUUUGUAUCGUUCAACAUCUCACACAUCAAUCCAAUUUUCAUUUAAUUUAAUCAAAACCCUAACCCUAAUUCCUCUUUCACCUCUUUUAACUCUCUAAUCCCAUCACAACCAGUGAAGCAGCCAUGGCAGAUUGGUCUCAUCUUCCAAAAGAUAUUUUGCAAUUAAUAUCCGAAAAACUGAACAGUGAUUUCUACAUUCUUCGUUUUCGUUCUGUCUGUUCCACAUGGCGACUUUCCAUACCAAAACCUCACAACCAUUUCCCCUUGAAGCUCCCGCACUUUUCCAAAUACGGCAAACUCUACAAUGACAACAUCUUUCUCAUCAAACCACCCGUAACACCCAACCAACAAACUCUCCGCCCUUGGUUGGUCAGAAUCAGUCCAACUUCAACCGGAAAGUUUAACCUCUGGCACCCCCUUUUACGUGACAGUCUUAAUAUACCUUCUGAUCCGCCCGUGCUCGACUUCAACCAACUCUCUGUCUUUAAUAUCGGACCGGUUUAUGUUCGGGGGACGUUCUAUCCACAUUCAUCUUGCACAUCAUUUUCUGAUUCUGGUUGCUGUGUUGUUACGUUUGAGGGGGAACAGAUUCCGAAUAUUGUCUCAUACGAUAGUGACUCCAUGGGGAUGGUGAUGUUCCGUUGCGGAGGUGAUGGUUUGACUAAGAUCCCCAAUGUGGCACCAUACUACCAAGGCAUGUGCAUUUUUAAAGGCCGGCCUUGUCUAACCGACAAUACUGGUCGGACUGUGAUGAUUGGAUCAGAUUUGAACGUUGAUUUGGUGGCUGAGCCUGUGUUUGAUGACGAUCCCUAUGUCAAUGGCGACAUUUACAUUAUGGUGGAAAAUGAGUCUGACUUGUUGCUUGUUCACAAAUAUACAGAAAAUCAUAAUAUAAAUGAAGAGCUUGUAAGGUUUGAUGUAUUUAGGCUUGACCAGAGACAGAAAAAGUGGCUGAAGUUGGAAAAUUUAGGGGAUAUGGUUUUGUUUUUGGGACAAGGCUAUUCGUCUGCUAUAUCGGCGUCGGAUUUGGGUUUUGACAGUGGAAAUUUUGUGAUUUAUUGUAACUAUACUUGUCGCAAAAUGAGGGUUUUUCCCUUGGACCAACAACGGACUUUUCUUUUGUCUGAUUAUCCAGAUUAUUUGAAGUUGUUCUGGCCACCUCCGGAGUGGAUCGUCACUAAGUGUUUGUAACAAAGACUUUAGGUCUUAGAAGAGAUUAACUAGCUAAUAUUAUAUCCAUGAAGUGUGGAAGAUUCUACUAUAUGCUUUAACAUUCUUUUUGGUAUAAAGCUCAAGGUAAAACUAGUAGUGCAUCCUUCCACCAAGACAACAAUGUCCACCACACUUGUUAUAAUUAUGCUUGCAGGUUCAGACAACGGUUCUGUUUGUUGUCUCUAACUUCAAUAGAAUGCUGCUAAUAUUCUUGUGAUAUUAUACCCUAAGUUUAUUUAUUGUUUCCAUAAGUUGCAGUGAAAAUGGUAAGAAAUAUGGUUUCAAAUUUAUGAUGUUAAGAUGUUUGUAAGAGAGUAUGUUAUUUGCAUUGAAAUUUUCUAAUGUAAUAGUGAUUGAUAGUGUAUUAUUGUGCCUAGUUUUCUUUUCUAAUGUAAUAGUACAUUUUGACCAUGAGGUUUUCCAUCUAAUAUCUUCUUUGUUAAGUUAAAAUUGGUAUCUGGGCUUCAUUUUUUUCAUAAGGGAUUGAAACGUGCAACAUGAGAUUUAAUCAGAGGACGGUAGGUUUUCGACAUAGUUUUUUAUUAGAAUUGAAAAGAGGUUUACUAGCUAGUAUUAUAUUCUAAGUUGUUAAUCACAUCUAGUUUCACAGAGCACCGAAAUUGCUGACAGUGGUUAGCAGCCCAAAUGUAUUGCGUAGAAUCCUGCCACUGCUAUGCCAUUGUGCUUUUGACAACAAUGUCCAUACUUGUAAGGAGUUAUGUUGUAAUAAAGAGCUUUUAGUAAGAAGAGAGAUAAUUGUUGCUUAAUAGCUAAAAGAGAAGUUCUUUAAACGAUAUUAUGCAUUCUGGCAACAUGUUUUCCACCAGUAAGUUUCACAAUAAAUCUAGCUAGGGAUGAUACUAUUUAUAUGUUUUAAUAACAUACUAUAGGAAAAACGCAGCACAGAAAAAUGAUCGAUGGGCUGCUUCCUAAUUCCUGAAAGAAUUACUUGAUUGUGCUUGCAGAUUCAGGCAAUGAUUCUGUUUGUUGAUUCUAACUUCUAUAGAAUGGUGCUAGUAAUCCUGUGGUAUACGUUAUAUUACUUACACCAUCAAUUUGUUUAUGUUUCUAUAAGUUGCAGUGAAAAUGGUAAGCAAUGCCAGUUUGCUUACUCAUAUAAUGGUUCCAAAUUUUAUCCUACUUUUGUGCUUAAAUUUUCCUGAUUGGUCACACUUUAGUGCAACGUGAGACUUCCAGUUACAUUUUCCAUUGGUUCCCGUCCGUGAAUAGAAUUUUGGUUCCAGUCCGUGAAUUGGAUUUUUUACAUUUUGCAAGCAACUCGAAUUUUUAGUUUUACGAAAAACCUCGAUUUGUUCGUCUUUUUUUCAAAAAAACAUAAUUUUUUUUUCCGAAAAUUCAAUUUUUUAUUUUUUCAAAAAAAUCCGCUUUUAUU
This is a messenger RNA of Vicia villosa (hairy vetch), 2624 nucleotides long. RefSeq names its product F-box protein SKIP23-like. Gene Ontology annotation, molecular function: protein binding. The coding region runs from base 143 to 1210 and encodes 355 amino acids. Lineage: Eukaryota; Viridiplantae; Streptophyta; Magnoliopsida; Fabales; Fabaceae. The transcript has 2 exons. The record is from RefSeq and is a predicted model, not a curated record.